AUGGCCUCCAGUGUAGACGAAACCACGGUCCCCUCAUACUACUAUUACGUAGAUCCUGAAACGACGUAUAAUUAUCAGCAGCCAAAUCCCCUGCAGGACUUAAUAUCAGUGUAUGGCCUGGAUGACAUCUCCAGACAAGUGGCAAGAACAAAUUUGGACGGCACCAAAGCUGUGAAACUGAGAAAAUCCUACAAAAACCAGAUAGCCGAUCUUUCAGGUAAAUUCUCCACCAUACCGACGAGAGAUAAUGGCAAAGGUAGCCAAAUAGCACAUAUUCUUUUCCAAAACAAUCCGGACAUGAUGAUACAACCAUCGCAGCAAACGCCGGGCGCAAACAUGUCAGAGCAGCAAUGGAGCGAACAGCUGCGCAACAGAGACAUCGCAUUAUUCCAGCCUCCAAACUUCGAUUGGGACCUAUGCUCUUCCGUACUGUCCCAGUUUGAAAGGUCGUACCCAAGCGAGUUUGGAAACCAAACCCAAGGGGGUGCUCAAGCGCCUUUCGACAUAGAUGACUUGGCGUUCGACCUAGAUGGUACGGGAAAAAGUCAAUCAGGCUCAAAUUCCGGCCCCAAUAGUAAGAAAAGGAAAAGCAAAUCAAGCGGAAGCUCGAUGGCUACACCGACUCAUAGUGACAGCCAUGACGACAUGAAAAGAAGAAGGCUGGAGUAG
Saccharomyces kudriavzevii IFO 1802 is the source of this 669-nucleotide messenger RNA. RefSeq names its product Rox3p (gene ROX3). The transcript has a single exon. NCBI's taxonomy places the organism in Eukaryota, Fungi, Ascomycota, Saccharomycetes, Saccharomycetales, Saccharomycetaceae. The record is from RefSeq and is a predicted model, not a curated record. Gene Ontology annotation, biological process: regulation of transcription by RNA polymerase II. Gene Ontology annotation, cellular component: mediator complex; core mediator complex. Gene Ontology annotation, molecular function: transcription coregulator activity. The coding region runs from base 1 to 669 and encodes 222 amino acids.